AUGGUGAAUUAUAUUAUUGUACCAAACAAAGGCAUAAAUAAAUGUUCAAAAGUGAAUUCACAUUUACAUCAACAUUUUGAAGUUUGUAUACCAAUACCAUUUAAUUCAACAGCAUUUGUUUCGAAUAAUAAUCGUAUAUCAAUAAAUGUCAUUGGAUAUGUUGGUAGAGCACCUACUUCUUUUAACCUAAUUCCAGACCCGUGGAUAGAUCUUCAAGCAUCAUUGAAGACUAUUUCUGAUGUUAAUGGUAAAACACCAGCACAAUUAAUGUUUCCAAAUACAUUUGUUAAUUGUACUGGCAAAUUAAGAUAUUUCGAUGAAAAAAAAUUGUAUAUUGAUAUACCAACUACAUUUGGUUUCGGUGGUGGUCCUUGCUUUCUACAAUCGAAUUUGAAUGAAUGGGAGUUUAUUGGAAUUUUACUGGGAACAAGAAAAUUAUGGAAUUAUUGUGUAUCAUUAACUACAACAGCAACAUUUAAUUCUUAUUAUAAUUUAUUUACAAACAAACAAGAACUUUAA
This is a messenger RNA of Rotaria sp. Silwood1, 519 nucleotides long. The record is from the annotation of a GenBank genome assembly. NCBI's taxonomy places the organism in Eukaryota, Metazoa, Rotifera, Eurotatoria, Philodinida, Philodinidae.